UGGGCCACUCACUGGCUUCUCCCUUGGCCACGCUGCCUCCGCAGCCGACCGGCUCCCUCCCGGAUCUGUGCCUGUGACCGCCGCGUGUGUGUGCGUGCGUGCAUGUGUGUGUGUGCGCGCGCGCGAGACAGGACGCGCGCACGCGUGGGGGCAGUGUGCACACGGGGAGUGCGGGGGAGUGUGUUUGUGUGUGCCUGUGGGUGUGAGUGCCUGGCACACGCACACACGCGCGCACGCACACACACACAUACCGGCAGGCUCGUCUGAACUUGAAGACACCCCACAUUUCAAGAUCCCCGAGGUUCCUGGGAAUGCCCAGGCUUCUGCGCUCCGAAAAAUCCUACCGGCAUCUUCCUGAGAAGGGAUUCUCGUUUCUUUUUUUCUUUUUCUUUUUUUAAUCUGGAGGAGAGGCGAACAAGUUGUGCUUCCCCCUCCCCUUCUUCGUGCUAAAUGCCAUGGAUAUAUCCGAAUAAGCCGCUCAGGGCUCUCGCCGCGUGGACGUCCGAGGCCACCAUCUGCCCGCAGUCGCCAGAGCCCGAGGGCUUAGCUGGAGCCCGACUUGGGCGGGGAAGGAUGCGCGGCCGAGCCGGGGAGCCCGGGCGCCCCGCAGAGCCGGCCUCGGAGCCUCCCAGCCAGGGGUAGAUGCUGCCCUGCCCAGAUGCUGACAUUCAAGAGGCACUGAGAGGUCUAGCAACUUACCUAAGAUCACACAGCCCAGGAGAGGCAGCGGAUCUAAGCUGAGGCGCCACAGCCUGAGUGACCGGACCAUGGAGACCCUGCUUGGCGGGCUGCUGGCGUUUGGCAUGGCGUUUGCUGUGGUCGAUGCCUGCCCCAAGUACUGCGUCUGCCAGAACCUGUCUGAGUCACUGGGGACCCUGUGCCCUUCCAAGGGGCUGCUCUUCGUGCCCCCUGACAUCGACCGGCGGACUGUGGAGCUGCGCCUGGGCGGUAACUUCAUCAUCCACAUCGGCCGCCAGGACUUUGCCAACAUGACAGGGCUGGUGGACCUGACCCUGUCCAGGAAUACCAUCAGCCACAUCCAGCCCUUCUCCUUCCUGGACCUCGAGAGCCUGCGCUCGCUCCACCUGGACAGCAACCGGCUGCCCAGCCUUGGGGAGGACACCCUCCGGGGCCUGGUCAACCUGCAGCACCUCAUCGUGAACAACAACCAGCUGGGCGGCAUCGCCGAUGACGCCUUCGAGGAUUUCCUGCUGACGCUGGAGGACCUGGACCUCUCUUACAACAACCUGCACGGCCUGCCCUGGGACUCGGUGCGGCGCAUGGUCAACCUCCACCAGCUGAGCCUGGACCACAAUCUGCUGGACCACAUCGCCGAGGGCACCUUUGCCGACCUGCAGAAACUGGCCCGCCUGGACCUCACCUCCAACAGGCUGCAGAAGCUGCCCCCGGACCCCAUCUUUGCCCGCUCCCAGGCUUCCGUUCUGACCGCCACACCGUUUGCCCCGCCCUUGUCCUUCAGUUUUGGGGGGAACCCGCUGCACUGCAACUGUGAGCUCCUCUGGCUGCGGCGGCUGGAGAGAGAGGAUGACCUGGAGACCUGUGGGUCCCCUGGGGGCCUCAAGGGCCGCUACUUCUGGCACGUGCGUGAGGAGGAGUUCGUGUGUGAGCCGCCGCUCAUCACCCAGCACACUCACAAGCUGCUGGUCCUGGAGGGCCAAGCGGCCACACUCAAGUGCAAAGCCAUCGGGGACCCCAGCCCCCUCAUCCACUGGGUAGCCCCUGAUGACCGCCUGGUGGGGAACUCCUCACGGACUGCCGCGUAUGACAAUGGCACCCUGGACAUCCUCAUCACCACAUCUCAGGACAGCGGUGCCUUCACCUGCAUCGCUGCCAAUGCGGCCGGGGAAGCCACGGCCACCGUGGAGGUGUCCAUCGUGCAGCUGCCACAUCUCAGCAAUAGCACCGGCCGCACCGUGCCCCCCAAGUCCCGCCUCUCUGAUAUCACUGGUUCCAGCAAGACAGCCCGGGGAGGUGGAGGCAGUGGGGGCGGAGAGCCCCCUAAAAGUGCCCCCGAGCGGGCGGUGCUUGUGUCCGACGUGACCACCACCUCAGCUCUGGUCAAGUGGUCAGUCAGCAAGUCGGCCCCGAGGGUGAAGAUGUACCAGCUGCAGUACAACUGCUCCGACGACGAGGUGCUGAUUUAUAGGAUGAUCCCAGCCUCCAACAAGGCCUUCGUAGUCAACAACCUGGUAUCGGGGACAGGCUAUGACCUGUGCGUGCUGGCCAUGUGGGACGACACGGCCACAACACUCACGGCCACCAACAUCGUGGGCUGCGCCCAGUUCUUCACCAAGGCUGACUACCCGCAGUGUCAGUCCAUGCACAGCCAGAUCCUGGGAGGUACCAUGAUCCUGGUCAUCGGGGGCAUCAUCGUGGCCACUCUGCUGGUCUUUAUCGUCAUCCUCAUGGUGCGCUACAAGGUCUGCAACCAUGAGGUCCCCGGGAAGAUGGCAGCGGCUGUCAGCAACGUGUACUCACAAACUAACGGGGCCCAGCCGCCGCCCCUAGGAAGUGUGCCUGCAGGGCAGCCCCCGCAGGCUCCACCCAAGUUCAUGGUGCGGAAUGAGCUCCUGGACUUCAGUGCCAGCCUGGCCCGAGCCAGCGACUCUUCCUCCUCCAGCUCCCUGGGCAUCGGGGAGGCAGCGGGGCUGGCACCGGGCCCCUGGAGGCUCCCACCCCCUGCCACCCGCCCCAAGCCCAACCUUGAUCGCCUGAUGGGGGCCUUUGCCUCCCUGGACCUCAAAAGUCAGAGAAGGGAGGAGCUGCUGGACUCCAGGACUCCAACGGGGAAAGGGGGUGGGACACCGGCCAGAGGCCGCCACUCAGACCGGGAGCCACUGCUGGGGCCCCCAGCCGCCCGUGCCAGGAGCCUGCUCCCCUUGCCCCUGGAGGGAAAGACCAAGCGCAGCCACUCCUUCGACAUGGGGGACUUUGCAGCUGCUGCGGCUGCCACAGGAGGGGUGGUCCCCGGCGGCUACAGCCCCCCUCGGCGGGUCUCACACAUCUGGACGAAGCGCAGCCUCUCCGUCAAUGGCAUGCUCCUGCCCUUUGAGGAGAGUGACCUGGUGGGAGCCCGGGGGACCUUCGGCAGCUCUGAGUGGGUGAUGGAGAGCACCGUGUAGCCAGGGCCACCCCUCCCAUCCUGGCGGAGGGGGAGGGGAAGGGGAAGGAUCUUUACUGGCCAGUCUCGUGGCGUUUCCAUGGUGAUGUUUACAUCCAGGGACAGUUUCGUCUCCCUGUCCACAGCCUCUUGUCCUCCCUGCCCGGCCACCGCCCCUCCUCCGUCCAUGUCACCUUCCCAGGCCUGUCCCCACCACCCAGCGGGGUGUGCUCAGGGAAUUCGGACUCCCUCAACGAUCGGACUGAGCCCCGAGUGUUUGGAGAGGCAAGAGUUCGCCUUUCCGAUCACAAAUGUAGCGACACGCAAGUGGCUUUGGAUGGCUUAUGGGUCCAGUGUUGCUUUUAUUUCUGAAUUUAUUUUUUUUUCCAUU
Messenger RNA from Cavia porcellus (domestic guinea pig), 3512 nucleotides. It is a transcript of the gene Lrfn2, whose product is annotated as leucine rich repeat and fibronectin type III domain containing 2. The coding region runs from base 768 to 3143 and encodes 791 amino acids. Lineage: Eukaryota; Metazoa; Chordata; Mammalia; Rodentia; Caviidae. The record is from RefSeq and is a predicted model, not a curated record. Gene Ontology annotation, cellular component: cell surface; postsynaptic density membrane. Gene Ontology annotation, molecular function: protein binding. The transcript is spliced from 4 exons.